Messenger RNA from Macrosteles quadrilineatus (aster leafhopper), 713 nucleotides. RefSeq lists its product as uncharacterized. The record is from RefSeq and is a predicted model, not a curated record. Lineage: Eukaryota; Metazoa; Arthropoda; Insecta; Hemiptera; Cicadellidae. The transcript has 3 exons. The coding region runs from base 56 to 676 and encodes 206 amino acids.
UUACAAGAUAAGAGAAUGCCUGUGAGUGUCUGGUGACUAGUGUGAGGGAUAUGGGAUGACUUUACGACUGCUGCUCAUCAUUUUCCUGUUUCAGGGUGAAUGGUGGCUCAGUGAGGCGUGGUGCUUGUACUUCUGUCCCAAAGAGAGGACUCCGGAGACAUUCUGCGCAGUAGACUCCACGAGAGGGGCCAAGCUGUUCCAGGGCCGGUGUCAAAUAUGGAGGGCUAACUACUGCCUGACAGCCGGAUACAAGGUGAUGGACAUGCAGCAGUGCCUAGACCGCUACCCAGGCGUGCUGACUGACUAUCUCGCCUCCAUCAAGAGUUUCCAGAAGUUCGAUGCCUCUAAGCAGCCACCGUCUGUCGGCUUGUGGCGGCGCUUCUUCCUAUUGUGGACUCUUCUGUCACGGAUGACUCCUAGAGUAUACGCUGCGCCUCAAACUGCGUUACUUUUAACUUUGCUGCAACUAUUGCUCAGUCAAAAGGACUUGAGGUCACCCAACAGCCCUUUCCUCAGGUCCACAUUCCCUCAGGAUGAUAUGUUCUCGAGCCCCAACUCCCCUAGGACGAAUCCGUUUUCAUUUUCGGGUCCCGGAAUACCUCGGCUAAACCCAUUGGCAUUUCCUGGAUCGUCGUUCUUUGAUCAUUUUCUACAUCCCGAGUCACCUUUAUCAUGACUACGUUUUAAAGUAGCAAUAAACAGUCUCUUUCAAA